This is a messenger RNA of Stegodyphus dumicola, 6137 nucleotides long. It is a transcript of the gene rempA, whose product is annotated as intraflagellar transport protein rempA. Gene Ontology annotation, cellular component: ciliary basal body; axoneme; intraciliary transport particle A. The record is from RefSeq and is a predicted model, not a curated record. Lineage: Eukaryota; Metazoa; Arthropoda; Arachnida; Araneae; Eresidae. Gene Ontology annotation, molecular function: protein binding. Gene Ontology annotation, biological process: intraciliary retrograde transport.
GGUUAGAAAUAAUAAAAAGAAAUACAUCUUCAUAACUGGAAACGUUGUUUUGAAACGUCGCUUGCUUGUAAAUUCAUAAAAAUUCCUCAUACCUAAUGCUAUGCGCAACUUCGUUGAUGUAAACACACUGUCAUUAACUCUUACACACUGUCAGACAUUACACAGUAACAUUACACACUGUCAGAAACUCUUACAGAUGAGCAUAAAGUUUGUCAACAACACUAGUGUUGCCAAAUAAUAAAACACACGAAAAAGAAAUAUAAGUUUUAGUAUUAAUAAAUAAAGAUCGAAACAAACAUCAGAGACAACAAAAUUAGUCUACAUAUAUCUAAUAUUAUUGAGCAAGUUUUCAAGAACUUCAGAUCUAAAUAAGAGAGUAAUGAAUAAACGAUAAAAAACAAGAAUAUCACGUUCAUUUUUAUUCUUCAGACAUCACCCAUAUAUUUAUUUAUUUCGAACGGUAGAAAUAAUUUCAUAUUCUUUUAUUAACUACAUUUUUUACGUUGAUUGUUGUAAUUUAAGCAUUAGAAAUUCUUGAAAAGUAAAAUGUCAGGCAGUUACAAAUCUCUAACUGUAAGGAAAGGUUUUUGUUUUGAAAAAUCGCGUUGCUAUGUGGUUGCUAAGUGAAGCGAUUACAUAGUUUAGUAGCGCUGGGUGUAUUGAAAUAUUAUUUAGGAAUGUUUGCAAGCCGUGAAAUAUCUGUAAUCGUUUUAGAAUAUUCAGGUGGUUGAAUAAGUACAAAAUAAGCUGAAGUGCUUUAAAUGUGUUCGGAUAUUUUUAAAAAUCGCAUUAGUAUGUGAUUUAUUCUACUGUAAGUAUGGCUCUUUAUAUUGAUAAAAGGGUGGAAGAUCCAUCAUCAGGAUCUCUGAAAACAUUACUUACUUGGCAUAAAUGUUUUCCUGUUCUGGCUUGUGCAUCCUAUGAUGACAGUACAGGAGGCCUUGUGAGUAUGUAUAAAGAAGAUGGUUCUGUAUUAAAAAGUAGAAUUACAUCACGUAUAGGUACUCAAGUGACUGCACUUGCAUGGCAUCCGACAAAAAAGUGUUUGUUGGUUGGCUGGGAAAGUGGAGAUUUAUCUAUCUGGAGUGAAAUCGGUGGUAAAGAGGUCUAUUCAUUUUCUAAGCACCAUAAUAAUAUAAUAUGUGCUUUACGCUUUAAUGAAAAUGGUAAGAUUUUUGUAACUGGUGAUACUGAUGGAGCUCUCAAUGUAUGGAAAUUUGAUGUUAGUGGAAAUUUUGAAAUUUUACUUACUCAUUCGUUAAAAUAUGCUAUUAUUGAUGUAGUUUUUCAAAAUGUAAACAAUAAUAAUAAAGACAAAGAAAUCAGUCGUUUAGCGAGAGCUGCUGUGGAUGGUGAUGAAAAGGCUUUAAAUAUGUUUUCUAGUUGGCAAGAAGAUGGUGCACACGAAAACAAACUACAGUUUUUCAGUAAAGAUGAUGACUUUGAUAUCUUUGUAGGCUGCCAAUCUGGUAUUGUAUAUUAUGUGAAAAAAAAUGGUUACUGUGAAGCAAUCCUCCAGAUGGAAACUUCAAUCAGAUAUCUGGCACAUUAUCGUGAGAAAGACAUCUUAAUUGUCAUCUCUAGGUCUCUGAUUUUAGCACAAUUUAGUGUGACCCAAGAUGGAUCAGUAAAUGAAUUAGUGAAAAUUAAAUUGAGUGGAAAACAUACUGAUGCAGUUAUGACUUGGGCCGGAGAUGCUAUAUUAGCAAUAAGUGCUGGCGAGAGUUCUGUACAUCUGUGGAAUGUUGAAUAUGGCCAGAGUACAACUUUGUGUUUACCUUCAGCCAAUCCUGCUCAUCAGAUCAGUUACAUUUCUUUUUUACCAAGCAAAAAUAUUUUAACAGCAAGUACCAUUGAAGGACACCUUUUUUCUUGGAACUUGACAUAUUAUGAUGAUGAUGACAUUGGUUCUGAAGUUGAAAUUUUAUUAAAGGUACCUGGUAAUAUCAGAAGUUUUGAAUGGUGUGAAACUCUUGAAGUAAUGGGGCUUAUAACAACAUCUGAUGUGUUUAUAAUAUCAAAAGAAAAAGUGUGUUAUGCAUUCGAUGAUGGCAUAUCAGCAGUACAAAUGUCAGCUAGACAAGUAGUUAUAGAACUGAUAUCUCGAGAUCUUGCUGUCCAUCUUUUAACUGAAACUGAAAUUAAAAGAGUAUUUUUGAGCAAAAUUACAGUUGCUUUAUAUUGCAGUGAUAAACUUAUUUUUUAUGAAGUUGAUUUUAAUGACAAGAAAACAAUGCAUAUGGGAACAUUUCCUCCUGGAUCUGUAAAUGUUUUAUUACAUGACCAAAGUGUAUACAUCAUUAAUGAGGGAAAAAUCAGUGUUAAAACAUUUCAAGGAACUCUUAAAGCAUAUUUUACAUUUGCAAAUGAUGAAGGAGAACCUUCUGUUAUGGAUGCUUGUGAUAAGUUUUUAGUUGCAGCUUCUAAUAUAGGUGUAAUUAAAGUUUGGGAUAUCAGUGGCAGAGAGGCAAAACUAUUGUUUGCUUCUGAUAAAGUUAAAGAUAUAUUAAAAGAUAAGCAUAUUGCAAGUAUUAGGUGCAACAGUAAAGGUAACAAAAUUAGUUUCACAGCACGAAUGAAAACUAAAACAGGAUUUAUAUACGAUCCUUGUUUAUAUGUCUUGGAUACUGAAAAAAAUGUGAUUUGCCGAUUUGAUUUUUCCACAGGUUAUGGAAUCGAUCAUGAAAAUGAAAAAGCCAAUGCCACAAACCAACAGUUUGGCCAAGUAAUAUGUGGCCGUUAUCCAGUGGAACAUUUCUGGAUAAAUGAAGAUCCUCGAAUGGUAGUUUGUGAAGCAAAACUUCUACCUUUACCCCUUAAAAGAAGCCUUGCAAAUAACAGCUUUAGGAAAAUACUGACUAAAGGCAAUCCUAAUGAAAAUGAAAAGAAAUCAGAAUCUGUAGUUGUAUCAUUAUAUAUCACACCUGAAAAAAUACUUAUUAUUCAAGAUUAUUUCUUCCUAACUGACGAUCAAUCAAAUUUACUAGGAGUCAAAAUUCCUUAUUAUUAUUUGUUACAAAAAGCAAAAUUGAAUGACCAUUUGGAAGAUACAUCAUCAUCUAGAAGCCUGAAUGAUCACAAAUCACUUGUCCAGAGGAAAACUAUGCAAAAUUUUAUAGGCCUUGAAGAAUGUGAUAAAAAUUCAAAAGAAGCACUGCUGAAUUUUGGUUAUUUUUUUGCAGUCGGAAAUUUUGAAGAAGCAUUCCUUGCAAUAAAGUCUAUCAAAUCAGAAUCUGUGUGGCAAAAUAUGGCAAGGAUGUGCGUGAAAACUAAGCGUUUAGAUGUGGCUAAGAUAUGUAUUGGGAAAAUGGGUCAUACUCGAGCUGCUAGAGCUUUAAAAAGUGCAGCUAAUGAACCAGAAAUUGAAACUAAAACUGGAAUACUUGCUAUUCAUUUAGAAAUGUAUGAUGAAGCUGAAGCACUUUUUAAAAGCUGUGGCCGUUAUGACUGGGUGAACAAAUUAUACCAAAGUCGGGGCCAGUGGCAAAAGGCCUUAGAAAUAGCUGAAAAAGAAGACAGGAUUCAUUUGAGAGAUACUUUUUAUAACUAUGCAAAUCAUUUAGAAAGGGAAGGGGAAAUAAAUGCAGCCAUAAAAUUUUAUGAAAAAUCAGGUACACAUCACUUUGAAGUUCCCAGAAUGUUGUUUGAAGAUCAGAGGGCUUUAGAAGCAUAUGUCCAGAAAAGCAAAGAUCCUGAAAUUCAUAGAUGGUGGGCACAGUACUUAGAAAGCAUUGAUGAGAUGGAGACUGCUUUGCAAUAUUAUAAAACUGCUGAAGAUUAUUUGUCAUUAGUACGCUUGUAUUGUUAUUGCAAUAAUUUAGAAAAAGCAGCAGAAAUAGCUAAUGAGACUGGAAAUCGUGCUGCAUGUUUUCAUUUAGGUAGACAGUUUGAAAACCAAGAUAACAUCAAAGAGGCUAUUCACUUUUUUACGAAAACUAGAGCUUUUACUAAUGCUAUCCGCAUCUGUAAAGAGAAUGGUUUAGAUGAGCAGUUAAUGAAUUUAGCUAUGAUGGCAGGACCAGAAGAAAAAGCAGAUGUAGCACAGUAUUUCCAGCAGCAGGGUCAAUUAAGUAAUGCCAUUUCACUUUACCAUAAAGCUGGGAAUCUUGAAUAUGCCAUUGAGCUAGCUUUCCAAGAGGGAGAAUAUGAUGUACUUCAGAGGAUUUCUUCAGAAUUGCCACCUGAUGCAGAUCCACAGAUACUUCAGCGAUGUGCAGAGUUUUUUAUUCAGAGAGGAAAAUUUGAUACAGCUGUGAAUCUCUUCAUUAUGGCUAACAAAUAUGAGGAAGCUCUAAAUCUCUGUGUUGAAAAUAAUGUUACAAUAACUGAGGAAUUAGCAGAAAAGUUCACUUUGGACAAAACAGAAAAUGAUAAAAAAUUACGAGCAUAUAUUUUAGAAAAAAUAGGAGAGUCCUGCAUGCUUCAAGAAAACUAUCAUCUAGCAGCUAAAAAAUUUACCCAAGCUGGUGAUAAAGUGAAAGCAAUGAAAGCACUGCUCAAAUCAGGUGAUACUGAAAGGAUAAUUUUCUUUGCUAAUGUCUCUCGUCAUAAAGAAAUAUAUGUGAUGGCUGCAAACUAUUUGCAGACUCUUGACUGGCGAAACAGUGGAGAUAUAAUAAAACACAUUAUUACUUUCUACACCAAAGCCAAAGCUUUAGAUCUUCUGUCUAGUUUUUAUGAGGCUUGUGCACAGGAUGAAAUUGAUGAAUAUCAGAACUAUGAAAAAGCUCUGGAGGCAUUAUCAGAAGCUUACAAAAGUCUUUCUAAAGUAACAAAUGGUAGUAAUUCAGAGAAAUUAGAAACUCUUAAAACAAAACUAGAAAUUGUAAAGAAGUUUGUCGAUAUUAGGCAACUGUAUGAAAGUAAUCCUGACGAAGCUGUGAAAAAGUGUAGAGAUUUGCUUCAUCUUGAAAAUGUUGAUAUUGCAGUUCGAAGAGGGGAUAUCUAUGGCUUUUUGGUGGAACACUUUUGUUCACAAGAAAAUUAUAAAGUAGCUUAUUCUAUAGUGGAACAAAUGCAGAAUACAUUACCUGAUAUUAAUUUACCAUAUUAUAUAAAAGUGGAUAAUCUGAAAGCUAUUUAUAAAGCUUUAGAUUUAAAGCCUAAUUCACAGACAAGUCUUAUGGAAGAUACAAAAACACAAGAAAAUGAACUUUCUGAUAAUGAAGAAAUAGAGGAGGAGUACCAAUCUGUAGAUAAUAGAUUUUGAAUUUUUUAGCGAUAUCAUAACUAUUUAGGCACUGAUAUCCCAACAUUCUGCAGGAAACUUUCAUUAAUAUUAUGCAGUAAAUCCUUGCUAAACAUGGAAGUUACGUCAUUAAUACAGUAUUACUUAUUUUCUUAAGUCAUCAAUAUUGUGAGAGAAAAUUGCAUAUGUACAAAUGCUACAAGCUUUUUCUUAUAUAUCAUUAUAAUACACGAAAAUAUAGUUUUGGUGAUUUUUUAAAUAUGUAUUUUGUGAAGAGUGAUUAUAUGUACAAUCAAGCUCAAGUAUCUGGAAAGCUUGGGAAAUACUGAAUUCUCAACAUAUGAAAAUUCUGGAUAGAUGAGCAUAUAAAAACUGGAAUUCAAAUUGGAAAAGCCAAACAAAUGGAAGAAAUUUCUAGUCAGAAAUUAUAAAAACAGUAAUCUUUUUUUACCAACUUGAAUAUGAACAGCCUGCAUUUAAAAUUAUAUAAGAUUUCGGGGUGGGGGUGGGAAAUGCAUUUCAAACAUAAAAACCAAUGUAUUUCGUUCGCUUUAAACAUGAAAGUAAAAUAUCUUUCCUGAUUAUAAAAUCCCACUGAACACGGAAUUUGACGGAGAUGUCAUCAAACUUUCAGCAGACAACUUGGCAGAAGUUUAAUGGAAUAGAUCAAUCUUUAAAAAGAACCAAAUUAUGAAUAUAACAUAUAAAACAAUGAAUCUCUUGUUGCAAUUUUCCACACUGCAUUCUCUCUAUUUAUCCAUUUUCAAAUAAACUUCCACGUUAUGCUUUUUUUUUUUUUUUGAUGCCAAGAUUUUGUAAUUUAGAAACAACUGUACGACAUUCUUCCAUGAAAAAGAGGUCCCCAAAUAUGAAGAAAAGAUAGAACUUGUACAUCUCUUUACACACAAAAACAGAAACAAAACAAAAAAAAAAAAAAAAAAAAAAAAAA